Arachis ipaensis is the source of this 1425-nucleotide messenger RNA. RefSeq lists its product as uncharacterized. Lineage: Eukaryota; Viridiplantae; Streptophyta; Magnoliopsida; Fabales; Fabaceae. The record is from RefSeq and is a predicted model, not a curated record.
CCGGUACUCUCGGUGCACCUGAAAUGUUUCCGAAUCGAUAUUCUGUUUUCUCCAAGUUCACUUUGCAACUAUACAUAUUCACACACGAAGUCUCCUUUACAGAGAAUCUUUAUCUUUAUAUUUUCUCUCCUUUACAGCAACUAUAAUAAGUUCACUUUGCCUCACCAUUGCAGAUUUCUUCAGCUUUCAACAAGAGAAAGGGAAAGAUGAUGCCAGAUAGUGAAAUUCAUCCAAGGAGUCAAGAAUCAGUUGAAAGUGAAGCAAGCUCUUACCAAGGAGUGAGUUUCCCGUCCCCAUUGAACGGCGUUGUAAUCUUUGUCAUAUCCACAUUAGGUGGAUACCUCCAAGUUCGAUUCCAAUCGAAGAACGUGUCGCCAUUCGAAGAACACUACCAGAUUAUGUGGGCAGCUUCUAUGGUGCUAUCCCUUUAUUCCAUCAUGUUGAUUGGUGAAUUCAAUCUUGAGGUACGUAAACAUAGCUUCGUUUCGAUUGCGAAACGCUUCACUGUGCUUAUGGGAGCUCUUGAGGCUGUGUUGCUCACUAUAAUCAUAAUGCCCUGGUUUGGGUAUUUGAAGUUGGUACUUUGGAGCAUUUGUUUUCUGAAAGCAACAUUGGAUUCCUAUGAAGAAAUGUGCCAAUGUUUUCAUCAGGUGUUUUCUCAAACCGUUGAUACCAUAAGAAGCUAUUUUAGCAGAGAAGAAAAACGCUUGCCAGUCUAGUGUACCAUUACUAUUGCUAGCAACAUGAGGAAACUUUAAUAUAACAAAUUACACGUUGGUAUUGGUUACUUGCACGUUGGUUUUCUAGUUGGCUUGAUGUUCUUCUAUUAUUAGGCUAUCUGUGGAGAAAGAGAAGUAGCAGCAGAUUAAAGAGAUGUGUUGUUUAUUGUUCUGGUCUAGAACUACUAACAGUGAUAAAAGGGGGUUGAGAAGGAGAGUCACUAAUCAACCAUCACUUCGGAGCUGGAUGGGAGUAGUGUACCUUGCAAGGACUCCGACAAUCAACUGAGUUUGAGAUCUAAGCGAUACUAGGAUUAGGGUUAGAAAAUAUACUUGAGGAGGGGAGUUGUCCCCUAGUAUUUAUAGCCUUUGGUGACCAGAGAUUUGAAGAAAAUCUCUGUUUGAUUCUGCCUUACUUUGUGGGAUAUGGUUCUGAUUUGGGCGUAUACGUCCUUAAAUGGACCGUUUAUGCGCGUCCUGGCCCAACGUGGAAGCUGGUUGUAACAUUUAUGUAUAGAAAUUUUGUCUAAGAGAUUUUUGUUUAUGUAUAGGGAUUGAGGGAAUGGAUCUGUUAAUUGAAGUCUUUAGUUGAAGUCUAAUUAACUAUGUUAAGAAUAGUUUUGUAUUGUUAAUUGCAUAUUUUUGUGUAAUGGAGACAAAUAGGCGGACAAGAGUUCGAUAAAGGAAUGGGAUUGGAGAAAGAAUA